Molecule: messenger RNA, 2670 nt
Organism: Fonsecaea multimorphosa CBS 102226
Lineage: Eukaryota; Fungi; Ascomycota; Eurotiomycetes; Chaetothyriales; Herpotrichiellaceae
Exons: 1
Coding region: 1-2670 (889 amino acids)
Biological process (GO): peptide catabolic process; proteolysis
Cellular component (GO): cytoplasm
Molecular function (GO): metalloaminopeptidase activity; zinc ion binding; peptide binding
Source: RefSeq, a predicted model, not a curated record
AUGUGCCGCUUCAUGUCCGACGCACCUGGCGCCGCAAAAACUCAAGGCAGAGUCGUGCUCCCCACAAAUGUCGUCCCGAGACACUACGACGUGACUCUCGAGGUCGACUUUGACAAGUUCGUCUUCCAGGGAACGGUUAUCAUUGACCUCGACGUCGCAAAGGACACCACCUCUAUCUCCUUGAAUACUGUGGAGCUUGAGAUCCAUUCAACAACCAUCCAUGCAGAUGGCGCCCUUGUUACUUCCUCCCCGAAACUCUCGUACGAUGAGGAUACGCAGACCACGACCAUCGACUUUGGCGAAGGCAAGUCGCUGUCCAAGGGUCAGAAGGUGCAGCUGAAACAUACGUACACGGGUCAAUUGAAUGACAAGAUGGCUGGAUUUUACAGGUCUAAGAGGAGAGACGGGCAGUAUUUGGCAGUCACCCAGUUCGAAGCCACGGAUGCCAGAAGGGCGAUGCCUUGCUUUGAUGAACCUGCACUCAAGGCAGAGUUUACCGUCACAUUGAUUGCCGACGAGGCUAUGACGUGUCUGUCGAAUAUGGAUGUUGCAUCGACCAAAACUGUGCACUCGGACAUCAUUGGUGGAAAUAGGAAGGCCGUCAAAUUCAAUCGAUCACCCAGAAUGUCGACUUAUUUGUUGGCAUUUAUUGUGGGAGAACUGAAGUCCAUUUCUACAGACAAGUUCAGAUUACCCAUCAAGGUCUGGAUGACGCCGGAGCAGAACGAGUCCGAUGGAACAUUUGCGCUUGACGUCGCAGCCAAAACUCUGGCAUUCUACGAGAAGGCGUUCCAAGCACCCUACCCAUUGCCCAAGAUGGACAUGGUGGCAAUUCCGGAUUUCGCCGCUGGUGCAAUGGAGAACUGGGGUCUGGUCACCUACCGUGUGGUGGAUCUCCUCUUCGACGAGAAGUCGGCUGGUGCGGCGACCAAGGAGAGAGUGGCAGAGGUUGUGCAGCAUGAAUUGGCACACCAAUGGUUCGGAAAUCUGGUGACAAUGGACUUCUGGGACGGAUUGUGGCUCAACGAAGGGUUUGCAACUUGGAUGAGCUGGUACAGCUGUAACGAGUUCUACCCCGAGUGGCGGGUGUGGGAAACCUUUGUCAUUGACACCUUGCAAUCAGCGUUAGGUUUGGAUGGACUCCGGAGUUCUCAUCCAAUUGAAGUUCCUGUGCAUCGUGCAGAGGACAUCAAUCAGAUCUUUGACGCCAUUUCCUAUUCGAAGGGAUCGGCUGUCUUAAGGAUGAUUUCGAAGUAUCUUGGCGAGGAUACCUUCAUUGACGGCGUGAGGAGGUAUAUCAAGAAACAUGCGUGGGGCAAUACACAAACCGGUGAUCUCUGGAACGCACUUGGCCAGGCGAGUGGCAAGGACGUUGCCCAUGUGAUGGACAUUUGGACAAAGAAUAUUGGAUAUCCCGUCAUCACAGUGACGGAAAACGAGAAGGACUCAACCAUAACCGUCAAGCAGAACAGGUUCUUGCGCACGGGUGAUGUUAAACCGGAGGAGGAUCAAGUCCUCUAUCCGGUGAUUCUUGGGUUGAGGACGAAGGAUGGAGUGGACGAAAGCCUGAUGCUCACUGAGCGGGAGCAGACGUUCAAGAUCAAAGGGGGAUUGGAGUUCUACAAAUUGAAUGCAGACCACUCGGCGCUCUACAGGACGAGCUACACGCCACAGAGACUCACAAAGCUUGGCGAAGCAGCGAAGAAGGGCUUGCUUUCGGUGGAAGACCGAGCCGGUAUGAUCGCCGAUGCUGGUGCCCUUGCUGCUAGUGGAUACGGCAAGACAUCGGGCAUUCUGAGUCUGCUACAAUCGUUCAAUACCGAGACUCAAUUUGUGGUCUGGAACGAGAUUCUGAGUCGGAUCAACGCCGUGAGGAAUACUUGGAUCUUUGAGAACGAGUCGAUCAAGGAUGCGCUGAAGGCGUUCCAGCUGAAUUUGACAUCCGCAAAGGCUCAUGAGCUGGGAUGGGAGUUUUCUGAGAAUGAAGACCACAUCUUAAGUCAGUUCAAGAGCUUGAUGUUUGGCUCUGCCGGUCUUGCUGGCGAUGCAAAGAUCCAAGCCGCUGCAAAGGAGAUGUUUGGGAAGUUCAUGGAGGGUGACUAUUCCGCCAUUCAUCCCAACCUCCGGUCAUCGGUGUUCGCCAUGGCGUUGAGAGACGGAGGAGAGAAGGAAUGGGAUGCGCUGGUGGCGAGAUAUCAUUCUGCGCCGACCUCGGACGAGAAGAAUACCUGCCUGCGAACUCUGGGCCGGGCAAAGGAUCCAGAACUGAUCAAGAAGACGCUUGAAUUUGCAUUGAGUGGGCAGGUCAAGAUGCAAGACAUCUACAUGCCUAUUGGCGGCCUGGGAACUACCUCGGAGGGUAUCGAGAAGAGAUGGGAGUGGAUGUGCGCCAACUGGGAUGAACUCGUGGAGAAGCUACCUCCCAGCAUGACCAUGUUGAGCUCUGUCGUUAGCAUCUGUGCUGCGGGCUUCACCUCUGAUGCGCAGUUGAAGAAGGUUCAAGACUUCUUCGAAGGCAAAGACAAGAAGGGAUUUGAUCGCAGCUUGCAACAGAGCAUGGACAGCAUCCGGGCCAAAGCGAACUGGCUGCAGAGAGAUGGGGAGGAUGUGCGGGAAUGGCUGAAGAGCAACGGGUAUUUGAAGGAAGGGGUUGUGAGCGGGAAGCUCUAG